Molecule: messenger RNA, 1668 nt
Organism: Eucalyptus grandis
Lineage: Eukaryota; Viridiplantae; Streptophyta; Magnoliopsida; Myrtales; Myrtaceae
Product: pentatricopeptide repeat-containing protein At4g18975, chloroplastic-like
Exons: 8
Coding region: 320-1213 (297 amino acids)
Molecular function (GO): protein binding
Source: RefSeq, a predicted model, not a curated record
CCACAUUUCCCCCCAGAAAGCAUAGAGUGAAAUUGGAUUCGCCAAACGCUCCUGCCAAAGCCCUUCGUUCCUCCGCCACCGACCAUCGACCGCCGCCUCGGAAGCCCCAUCGGCGCCGCCGUAGACCGGCGGCUCCGUGGCAACCGCAGUCGCACUUCACGCCGCGUAGCAGCGACCGCCGCAAUCGCCGCGGCCGCGCUCCACCGUACGCAGCCACCGCAGCAUCGGCUGAGCGCUCGCGGCCGCCGCCACAGCCCCUGAGACCUGGAGAUGGAGUAUCCCCUGAAUUUGUGAGGUUGAGUCAAGAGACCCCCCACCGAUGCGGAGAUCAUUGGCAAUAUCCUCCCUGGUUGGACGUUUAACUCAAUAUGGAGUGGUUCGUGUCGAGAAACUUGGUUCCAGUUACACUACAAUGGUCCAGUCUCAUAUAUAUGGAAAUUGCACUGGUGGAGCAGAAGAGUCAUCAUUAAAGGUAGAGGGUGAUGCUCAUGCUGCCUUACAUGGUGGGCAGGAAAUAGAAAGAUCACAGAAGCCCAGGAUCGGAGAAAAUGUUUCGAGAAACGAUAGGUUCAAUUUUCUAAUUAGCACACUCUUUGAUCUGAAGGACAGCAAACAAUCAGUUUAUGGUGCUCUGGAUGCCUGGGUUGCAUGGGAACAAAAAUUUCCACUUGCUUCAAUUAGGAGGGCAUUGAUUGUUCUUGAGAAACAACACCAGUGGCAUAGGAUAGUCCAGGUAAUUAAAUGGAUGCUGAGCAAGGGACAGGGAAACACAAUGGGUACAUAUGGAAUGUUGAUCCGGGCUCUAGACAUGGAUCAUAGAGCGGAAGAAGCCCACAGAUUUUGGGUGAAGAAAAUCGGUAGUGAUCUACAUUCUGUACCAUGGAGUCUGUGCACCAGCAUGAUAGCAAUCUACUAUCGAAACAAUAUGCUGGAGCAUCUUAUAAAGCUUUUCAAAGGCCUUGAAUCUUUUGAUCGGAAGCCACCAGAGAAGUCAAUAGUUCAGAAGGUGGCAGAUGCAUACGAGGUUUCAGGCCUAGUUGAAGAGAAAACAAGAAUUUUAGAGAAAUAUGAUUGUCUUUUCACAGAAUCACCCAAAGGCUCCAUGAAACAUACCAAAUCCAGUUCAAAGAAGGGGAAGAAAUCAGGUCAGAGGAAAAAGACGGACCUGCCAUUAGAGCCUUCAAUGAAGACAGACACACACAACCAGGAUUAAAGACGAGACCAGGGUGCGGCUUUUGCUGAGCAUUUCUUGGUGUCCUUUGUCAUGUGAUAUUUAAUGGCCAAACCUUUUGAUGGUUGUGGCAUUUGGCAGCCUUCUAACAACAAGAAAAGGAAGACAUGGCGAUGGCUAGACUGUUAAAGCAGUAUCAAAUGGAUUUGGUCUUUAACACAUAAGGAAGGUAAUCAAAAAUGACAUCGAAACGAUUUUUUCUUCUAUACCAGAAAUGUGCUCGAGGCCAGUUUCAGAAAUGAAGAUGGAGAGUAUCAAUUUUGACUUAGAGAAAGUGUAUUGGUAGAACAAACGUGUUAUGUGGAUACUAUGAUCGAUUUGUCAUUUCAUAGCAUAAUUAUGCUUUUCAAUCAUAGCAUAUGAGGUGGUUAUGGGAGUGAAUGUAGUCUGAAACACAGCAAUUUUCUGGCUCCUAAGCAAUUGUUGGAUACUAAAAA